CGAGGCGUUGUACGACGGACUCAACAUAAGUUCGAGGCCGAUCAGAUGGAGAGGGUUGCCAGGUAUGCAGCGGAGCGCGGACUCGAUGUGCCUGGCACGGGAGGUGCAAGGGGAGGAGAGGCGGGGCGGCGUCCGGCGGAGGGAGGGGUCGGGGGAGAUGGUGGGCAUGGUGCGGCAGACCCCACUUUGGGUGGUGGAGGCGGUGAGACGGAGGAGGGCGUUAUCCACGUAGAUCGCGAGGCGCGUAGCCCGGGUGAGGACGGAGUCCCGGAACGGGAGGACGUGCAAGAGUUUUAUCCAGGCACUGGCGAGAGGUUGGAGGACUGGCGGAGUGCUCCCCAACCACUGCGAGAUUGCGAGUAUGCGGGCGAUGGAGACCCACUGUGCGGAGUUGGCGGAGGAGUUGGAGGAGGUGAGGCCACCCUCCUCUCCGAUGGGAGGAAAUCACGAGACGGGAGACCGAUCGUGAAUUUCCUUGCUGCAAGCUCUCGAGGGGUCGUCGUGUACAUGACGAUCAAUCGAGAGGGCGAGGCGGACGAUGCAGUGCACGUCCUUCGGAGAUGGGUUACCAUCUUCCACGAGUUCAACUUUGGAGGGCCGCAGCAGAUCAAUGCGAUAUGCACUGACUCCGCUUCUGCCUAUAUGGGGGCUGCGAGGGCAUUGGCCUCGCCAACCAUACCUCCUGCACUGAGGAGGAUCACUUGGCUCCCGUGCUCCGUUCAUGUCUGCAACAAAUUGUUGUCAGACAUGGGGACGAGUUGCGAUGCGUUUGUGGACGCGAUCACACGCACUCGUGUGCUGGUGGUGUUUUUCAAAACCCACCAGGCCGCCCUUCAUUUUUUUAGGACGCGCAGCCCCGACAACGGCCUUAUUCUUUCUUGCGAGACGCGGUUUAAGUCUGUUUACUCCAUGCUAGAGAGGUCGUUGGCCCUGCAGGACACUCUGCAGGACAUGAUGCGAGGGGACAACGUGCGGGCUUUUGCUUCCAUCCCGUGGUCCGCCGAUGUGUGCAUCAUCGCGCGUUGGGUGCGCCGACAGAUCAGAUGGGAUCCAUGGUGGCAGAGGGUGGCCACCAUCGUCCAUAUCAUGCAGCCCGUCAUGGAGUUGCUCAGGCGGAUGGAUCGUGGAGGACAAUACAUGUCCCUCAUGAUCGAGUGGACGCAGGAUCUUGUCCGCCGUGUCCUGGAAGCAUGCGCCCCUUUGCGGAAGUCAUUCGCCGACCUGAUCCUCAUGCGUGUGCAGGCUCGCACACAGCACAUGCUUGAACCGUCUCACUGCGCAGGGUUCUUACUGAACCCCCGCAGGCGACACGUUCGCUACUUUUCGGGGCAGGUAGAGCGGUACGAUGCUUGGCUUGGGGGGCAAGCCAAGAAGUACAUUCUGACGCAGACGGGAUUCCAGUUGGAGGGUGCAGAGUACAUCCUUGCAUGUCGGCAGUUUAAAGACUUCCACAUUCAGCAGGGCAGGUUCGGGGAUUGGGGCGGGCCGGAGGGGCGUGCUCGUGGGCGCGCGUGCAACGGCGACGGCGAGACGAUUGAAAGCGUGUCUUGGUGGUCUCUGUUUGGGUCUCGCGCUCCAGAGUUGCAGCGUUGCGCUCUUCGGGUGAUGCAAAUGUGGUCUUGCGCCUCUCCAACGGAGAGGAACUGGGCAGCCCACGAGGGCAUUCACACGAAGAAGCGCAACCAGUUGGCCUUCGAGAAGGUCGUGCAACUCGUUAAGAUCACCGCAAAUGUGCGGUCGACUGAGUAUCGGCGGGCUAGAUGCGGUUACGUGCUGCCAUGGCAGCGGGACGAGGGCAUGCUGGAUUGCCAGGCAGGACUCGAGUUGGAGCCUGUGCGCACGGGGACUCGCAAGGGGAUGACGGAGGAGGAGAUUGUUCGUCAGGCGACGACCCCCACUCCGACGAGGCGGGAUUCGUCCAUGCCGCCACSUCCUGCUCCGAGUCCUGCACCACGAUCGCCCGUCUCKCCACYUCAGCCGGACAGGGAGGAGUUCGGGUCCUCUUUGCCUGAGCGCGGCCUUCUCCACAGAGGCGGGGCAGUCYGCCAGCUUAGGUUACGAUCACCUUCCCCGGGGAUAUUGCAGGAGGAGGGGGCACCUUCGGCAGYAGUAGUGGRGAGUUCGGUGGCACCARYGGCGGUGCCGGACRCUACGAUCGCGGCCGUGGUGGAGGAGAUAGCAGCAGCCGCAACAACAUCAGUGCUGGAGGAGAUGGCAGCAUCAGUGUUGGAGGAGGAUCCACCAGCGGCAGGAGGAGGUGCAGCAGUGGAGGGGCAGGUGGCGGCAGCAGGAGGAGCAGGUGGAGGAGCAGCAGYAGUGGAGGUUGAGGUGGCAGCAGCAGUGGAGGAGGAGGAGGCACCGUCGGCAGCUGCARUGGAGGAGGAGAUAGCCGCACAGGCCGAGGAGCAGCGUGGGGGAGAUGACGAGCGCCUCAUGCAGCAGUUCCUCACGGAGGAGCUCGGUCCGGCCAUAGCGGGUAUGACCCUGAGUGUGGCGAGGGGGUUGGGGAUUUCMGAUUCGGAGAUGGAGACCCACUUAGACUUAGAUUUGUCGAUGGGCCUUCCACCUASUUGCGGYUGGGCGACAUCGACAGAYCGGGCUCCAUCGAGGRACGAGGCGCCAGAACAGACUUCRACACAGAUCGCGAGAGAGAGGACGACGACUGAGUCUCCAGAUGCAGCACGCGACAUCAUGGAGCGAGAGAGGGCUACACUUUUGGCAUCGACUGACCCGUGUGCUCAGGCGUUCGCACGAUCCGUAGAGGACGCCAGGCGUCGAGAGAUAGGGGAGGACGUUGCGGAGGGAGUGGCAGCAGAGCCGGUACCCGAGGCUAUGYCGSGUGGAGCAGAGGCAGCGGACGUUGUUGUGGAGGGAYGRCCUYAGGCRCUGGAUGAGGCUAYGCAGGCAGGACAGCGGUGAGUCGAGGGGGCUAUAGACGCACGACKCGAGGUCCAGGAGACCGCRACGGGUACAGUCGUUUYGUUCUCGGGCCUGCACUUGGCUUAGGCCCGACAGC
Molecule: messenger RNA, 3016 nt
Organism: Chara braunii
Lineage: Eukaryota; Viridiplantae; Streptophyta; Charophyceae; Charales; Characeae
Source: the annotation of a GenBank genome assembly